Messenger RNA from Lodderomyces parapsilosis, 1074 nucleotides. It is a transcript of the gene DRE2, whose product is annotated as electron carrier. Gene Ontology annotation, molecular function: iron-sulfur cluster binding. The record is from RefSeq and is a predicted model, not a curated record. The coding region runs from base 1 to 1074 and encodes 357 amino acids. The transcript has a single exon. Lineage: Eukaryota; Fungi; Ascomycota; Pichiomycetes; Serinales; Debaryomycetaceae. Gene Ontology annotation, cellular component: cytoplasm. Gene Ontology annotation, biological process: iron-sulfur cluster assembly.
AUGACAAGGAUACUUUUACUUUUACACCCAACUGUUGUUACUGAUGCUCACUUGGUAGAGUCUAUCAAGUCAGAUAUUGCCAAGAAUCACAGCGGGAAUCACCAUAUUGACCAACAAAUUAUCAAUCGAGUUACUCAGGGUGAAGUCAUCCUAGAUAAUGCUUCCUAUAAUGAGAUUAACUAUAUCAAUCCUAACGAAGAUGAGUACCGUGAGAUGCCAUUACUGUUGAUUAAAUUGUUGUUUGAUUUAUUGACUACUGAAGGCGGAGUUGUCAAAGGAGACCUACCAAAAGACCAAAAUUUGGAUGUUUUAAUGCAGGGGUUUAUUGUCGAAGAAGAUGGGUCAUGGACCAAACCUAAACCAAUAACUGAAACCGUAUCAUUGAAGAAGAAACUGAGUAAUGGUGGCGGCAAUUAUACCCAUUUGAACGGAGGUGCUAGUGCCAAGAAAUUACCAUUGUUUAAAAAAUUGUCUAAUCAAAAUGUUGCGACACCAGGACUUACAGACACAUCAGCAUCAAAUACCGAUGAAGAGAAUGAAAAUGGAGGAAUGAAGAGGAAACUAGUAGAGACAAAGCUCACCUAUUUCAGUGAGUCUGACGAUGACAAUGAUGGUGAUGGCGACGACGAUGGUGAAGAAUACAUCAACGAAGAUGAACUAAUACAGGAUUUGAAAACAGACAAUUUAAUCAUACCCAAGAAAUGUGAAUUACCCAAUGGUAAAAGAAGAAGGAAAGCAUGUAAAGAUUGUACUUGUGGGUUGAAGGAGUUGGAAGAGUUGGAAGAUAGCAAACAACAAACACUUCAAAACUCGAUAUUGGGUAAAAUGGCUCAAUCAGCAAGUUUAGAAGCAGAGAAAAUUGAAGCAAGGUUGAAACAAAAGCAAGGAGAGAAGAUCAAGUUUAAAGAAGAGGAUCUUACCGAAAUUGAUUUUACUGUCAAGGGCAAGACUGGUGGGUGUGGAUCUUGUGCUUUGGGGGAUGCUUUCAGAUGUGAUGGAUGUCCUUAUUUAGGAUUACCACCAUUUAAACCAGGUGAAGCUAUUACCUUGGAUGGAAUGGAUGAGGACAUUUAG